This is a messenger RNA of Eruca vesicaria subsp. sativa (arugula), 150 nucleotides long. Lineage: Eukaryota; Viridiplantae; Streptophyta; Magnoliopsida; Brassicales; Brassicaceae. The record is from the annotation of a GenBank genome assembly.
AUGGCUAACAUGAAGGUUCUCCUUUCUGAUCUUCGGGCCGGUCGCUCCUCAUCAACCGUUCAAGUCCGGCUGCUACGCUUCUGGGAAGCCAAGAAAUUUCGCUGUGGUGGAGAGGUCAUGGGCGUGGACAUGCUCCUCUUGGAUUCUCAG